UUUAGUAAGAGGCGUUGUCGCACACCAACAAGCUCUUCCAGGAUUAGCUAGUUAUAUACCCGCCGCUCGUCACACAUUUUCAUACAUUACACGUUUAGGUGCUCGGUGCUGCACACGAUUCGUCAGAGUUCCAAAUAUUUCAAGAAAUAAAGAUUAAGUAAUGGCCAACUACAUUCAUGUACCAGAUGAAGCUCCUGCUGUGCCCAAAAUAGAUGUUACAGUGGACGAAAGCGACUACAGAUCCGGUGCACUGAAGCUGUUGAAGGAGCUGAGACCGAGUUGGAAGCCGUCUGAGGUCAAAGUGAAGUUUUUCACAGACGGGAUUACUAAUAAGCUGCUGGGCUGCUACGUGGGUGCAAUCAUGCAGGAUGUGGUUCUGGUCCGUAUUUAUGGCAACAAAACAGAAUUGUUGGUCGACCGGGAAAAUGAAGUAAAAAGUUUCAGAGUACUACAUGAAAACCGCUGUGCUCCACACCUAUACUGCACCUUCAACAAUGGCCUUUGUUAUGAAUUUCUGCAAGGAACUGCCCUGGAGCCUGAGCACAUUCGCAGCACACCUGUGUUCAGUCUCAUUGCCAGGCAGCUGGCCAAGUACCAUGCCAUCCAUGCGCACAAUGGCUGGGUGCCCCAGUCUGACUUGUGGCUGAAGAUGGGAAAGUACUUUGCUCUCAUCCCCAAGUACUUUAAGGACCCUGAGCAGAACGCCAGGUUGAGUAUGGAGGUGCCAAACCCACGGUGCCUCCGAGAAGAGCUGGUGUGGCUCCAGCAGAGCUUGUCUGUGCUGGGCUCCCCCGUAGUUCUCUGCCACAACGACCUGCUCUGCAAAAACAUAAUUUAUAAUGAGGAGGCAGGCAAUGUAAAGUUCAUUGACUACGAGUAUGCUGGGUACAAUUACCAAGCCUACGACAUUGGGAAUCAUUUCAAUGAGUUUGCUGGCCUGAAUGAAGUGGAUUAUAGUCACUACCCAGAGCGGACCUUUCAGCUACCGUGGCUCCGCUCCUACCUGGAGGCCUAUAAGGAGCACAAAGGCCAGGGCAGUGAAGUAACUGACAGAGAGGUGGAAAUUCUUUAUGUCCAAGUCAACAAUUUUGCACUAGCAUCUCAUUUCUUCUGGGGUCUCUGGGCUCUGAUUCAGGCCAAGGUCUCCACCAUUGACUUUGACUUCUUGGGAUAUGCAGUCCUGCGCUUUAACCAGUACUUCAAGAUGAAACUGGAUGUGGCUGAGCUGAACUUACCCGAGUAAAAGCCCCCGCCCCCUCGUGUUCUCUUCCUCCUGCUCUUCCUCCCUUCCAAUCUGCUCUGAGACUCGCAUGACGACUGCAGAGCGCCCUGUAGGGUUUGUUAGUAGGGAAGAGCCAGACUGAGAGUCUGUCCUGUUCAGUGCCUACAGGUUCCCUCUACAUGUCUGUAUCUCUAUAGACUGAAUGGACCACAAGCUUCUCCAUCCUCUGCUGUCACACCUUUUGUUAACUGGUAGCCCAACUCAUUUGUAAUGUGGGCAUAUGUGAAGUAGAGACUUUUAAGACCUGCUAUAAUGUGAAGCCCACAUGGCUGAAUUUAUUCUGGUCAUUAAUUAUUCUAAUAUCAAUUAGGAUAUAAACAUGAUAUCAGCGUAUUGUAUUUAUAUAAGCAGCUUUUCUUGUAGCUCAAAUUACUUAGUUGGUAGUGGAAUGUCACCUUAUUCACCACCAACCUAUAGUAAUUGCCUACAUGAACGACCGGUGGCCCCAACACUAAUCUGAUCACCUGGAGACCGCUUCCUCAUGUGUGCAUUCUAGCCAGCCAAGCUAAUGACCAAAUUUAUAUUUGCAUGAAAGCUAUACAAAGCAUUCUUUGUUUGCUAAAGAACCAAGAUGAAAGAAUUAAAAAAAAAAAAAUUCCAACAUGGAAAGACCAGUGCUGUUCCUAAAUCCCAUGUGAGAUGAGCCAAAUCACUCAAAAACAAAACAAAACAAAAAUUGAAAACAAACUUGUGGCCUGCCUUGUGACUUUCUUGUUUUCACCUGCAUUUCCAUCAGCAUACUGCGCAUGGGUGGUGCACCAGAAUAGCUGUGUAGCCAUUGGGCUGUGUAGUUUGGUAAGAACAUGUGUGUUGCGGCUUUCUGGACUGAAGGUAGAAACCUUGAGUUGGAGGAGAGCAUCAAUAGUUGCACUGUGAGCAGUCUUUUGACUUGAGGGAGAUUUUCACUGUAAUGUGCGUUUCAUGUUUGUUUUGACACAUGGCUUUUGUCGAAGGUCUUGACUGGGGACGAGCUUGCGUCUCACUGUAAUUUGAACAUUCCAUGUUCAUAAUGCUGGAUAGGAAAUUUGGUUGUAGUUCACAUGGUAAGUUAGCAGUGCUGGGGACGUUAUUCACUGUGACAUUGACUGUACUAAACGAGACCAAACCAUUAUAUUGUCGGCUCCGUGUCAGGGAAGGUUGGGAAUCAUCUCUAAUAUUAAAGAACGCUGCUCUUCAGUCCUGAUGAAGUUUUUUUAGACUUUAGACCAGUUUUUGACCAGUUGUGUAUUAGGACAAGUGUGAUACGGCCUUGCUGACUGUCGGAUUGCUUAGCCAUUAUUGGUAUGCACAUUUUUAAGCGCCCAAUGUUGAAAAAUAUUUGGGGAAAAGAAAGUGGACUUGGUUGCAUACAUACAUACAGUACAUACAGAACAUACAUACAUACAUACAUACAUACAUACAAACAGUUUUGUUAAAACAUUGUAGUAAAAGUCAGCCGUAAGUGGGACCUGAGGAGCAAGAGCAACCAUUAUUUUUUUUCUUAGAUGGUCUGUUGGGGAAAAAAAAAAAAUAAUGGUUGCUGUCAGUGACUGUUCUUGUUAUUCACCUUUGACCUCCAUGUUAAAAUGUUCAUGGUUUUUAAAGGAGCUUUAGGAGGCCCUUUUUAAAAACUAGAACAGAUUAAUCUCUUGGUUACUUUAACAAGCCUACCCCCAAGUGCUGACAUCUGUUUUCUUGCUUAUUUCCAUAAUGCACACUGUAUCAUGUUCCAUGUAGCAAGAAAAGAGAAUUGGUAUAAAUAUUAUAGACUUUUUAUACUUGUUGCUGAGGCUGAGGUCUUUGAGAGUGUGUAGAUGUUUGCUAACGCAGUAGCAGAUGACUCUUGGGGCAAAUAUAGCAUAUUUUUUAAAGAAGAAUAAAAAAAAAAUUAAAAGUGCCAGAAAAGCAAGUGAUUUUUUUUUCCGAGCAACUUUAAGUUGCUCGGAAAAAAAAUGAGCAUGAGCGUCACGUGUAAAAUAUGGUGAAACGCAUUUUCUUGUUUACUCCAAAACCGUUUGCAAAUCGCAUGUUGAGCCAGCUGUUCUCAGUUGCACCACGUGUGCAAAGCUCCUUGAAGAGCCAUUACUGACAAGACUGGUCCAUGUUAACACUCCUGCCGGGGUGCCUGUGUAAGCUCUUGUUUUGAAGUUUUAACGUUGGGCCUAUUAUUUUCUUUAUUAUAGUGUUGUGUUUUUCAUGUUGUUAAAUUAAGAUGGAAGAAUUUAAGAAAUGGUUUAUGUCAGGCCUAAUAUGAAUUUAAAAUGUAUGUUUAUAUUUGGUGGUAAAGGAUUUUGAUACAUUACUGUUUUGACUUGAGUUGGAGGAACGAGAGAAUGUUUUCUGUUGGGUUAGUAGUAACUAUCAGACAGAAUUUAUACAAUCCGCAAAAUUGAAUGCACUUGUUUAAUUUGACUGCCACGUAAUCCGAAUGGUUAAAAUUGUAUGAAUGAUAACUGCUGAAAUAGUUCCUAUAUGCUUAAUUUCCCCAUCCAUCUGAAAUGAAUACAUUUUCACUGUAUAUUAUACAUGGAUCACCGUAGUACUGCUAACAAUAUGAACCUCCACUACUGUUUAACAUUGUACAAAAGUCUGUCUUAAAAUUUCUCUGGCCACUUUAGAAUAUGUUUAUAUGUACAGUAAUCACAUUUAAUAGAAUCCUUGCUUGUUCUCAAAUGUGAAUGAAUGUGUGUAUAUAUAAGGAGUUCCUUUCUUUUUCUAAAGGUGAAUAAUUGCCUAGGGUAAGAGUUGAAAUAAACAAAUGACAUUUUCAAUACUGUAAACAUGAGAAAUAAAGUCUAUUUACCCUUA
Messenger RNA from Etheostoma spectabile (orangethroat darter), 4069 nucleotides. It is a transcript of the gene etnk1, whose product is annotated as ethanolamine kinase 1. Lineage: Eukaryota; Metazoa; Chordata; Actinopteri; Perciformes; Percidae. The transcript is spliced from 8 exons. Gene Ontology annotation, biological process: phosphatidylethanolamine biosynthetic process. Gene Ontology annotation, molecular function: ethanolamine kinase activity. Gene Ontology annotation, cellular component: cytoplasm. Bases 161 to 1243 code for a protein of 360 amino acids. The record is from RefSeq and is a predicted model, not a curated record.